Thlaspi arvense is the source of this 870-nucleotide messenger RNA. The record is from the annotation of a GenBank genome assembly. Lineage: Eukaryota; Viridiplantae; Streptophyta; Magnoliopsida; Brassicales; Brassicaceae.
AUGGGUCUCAAUGCCUCCCUUCCUCUCCUCUUCCUCACCCUCUUACUCGUCUUCUCUACGGUCGUUACAGCGGAUAACGUCACACGGGCAUUUGAGAAAUACUCCAAUUUCAGCACCAUGAGUGACCUCCUCAUCAAAACCAAGCUUACACCACUCAUCAGCAAAUACCAAACCAUAACCAUACUCGCUGUAAGCAACGACGCCAUCAGCUCCAUCACUAACAGAUCCGCCAUCGAGCUCAAAAACAUCCUCAUGACGCACGUCAUUCUUGACUACUACGAUGAGCUCAAGCUUAACGGUCUGAAGGAGAAGAGCAUAAUGCUCACUACCUUAUACCAAACAACCGGUUUGGGUGAAGAGAUGAAUGGUUUCCUCAACUGUACCAAAUCCAAAGGAAGAGUUUACUUUGGAUCAGAAGUGAAGGGCUCACCUCUAACCUCUGAGUAUGUCACGACGUUGUACCAUAAUCCAUUUAACCUGUCUAUAAUCCAGAUUAGCAUGCCCAUUGUGGCUCCGGGACUCAGCUUAGCAGUCUUUCCACCUCCACCACCACCCGUUCCUUUAGCCCCGGCUCCAUCUCCGAUGAAUGUUGCAACCGCUCCGAGUCCAGCUCCCACAAAUGCUGCAACCGCUCCAGCUCCUGGACCCGCUGAUGAAGCCAAUGCCUCAGAUUCUGCUGUUCCAAAACCUAAACCUGCAACAGAAUCACAGGAGGUCGAUUCUCCCGCCCCUGUUCCGAGCGCUGAUAAUGAGAAGAUGGAAGCUGCUGCUGAUAAGACUAAACCAACUUCUUCCUCUGCUUGUAAAGCUGGUUUAAAGUUCGAUAUUGUUCUCUUGCUAGCAUUUUUCGCUAGCUUUGCUUGGUUCUAA